CGACCGGCAGCCAGCGCCGCGCCGGUGGGAGCCGGCCGGGCCCCGCGGGUGGCAGCCAUGGAGCCGCGGAGCUGCUGCUGCCUGCUCCUUCUCAGCCUGGGUGCGCUGUUGGUGCUGCUCUCGCCGAGACCCGGGAACACCAGCUCAGUAACUCUGCCAGAAACACUGUUGUUUGUUUCAACCCUUGAUGGAAGUUUGCAUGCUGUCAGCAAGCGGACAGGAGCAAUCAAGUGGACUUUAAAAGAAGAUCCCGUACUCCAGGUGCCAAUACAUGUGGAAGAGCCAGCAUUUCUUCCUGACCCAAAUGAUGGCAGUUUGUACACACUUGGUGGCAAGAAUAAUGAAGGCUUGACUAAACUUCCAUUUACUAUCCCAGAGCUGGUGCAGGCAUCUCCCUGUCGCAGUUCAGAUGGGAUCCUGUACAUGGGUAAAAAGCAGGAUAUUUGGUAUGUGAUUGACCUCAUGACUGGAGAGAAACAGCAAACCUUGACUUCCUCAUUUGCAGAAAGUCUUUGCCCAUCAACAUCCCUCCUGUAUCUUGGGAGAACAGAGUACACGAUCACAAUGUAUGACACCAAGAAGAAGGAGCUGCGAUGGAAUGCCACCUAUUUUGAUUAUGCAGCUACUCUGCCUGAUGAAGACAUAAAAUACAAAAUGUCUCACUUUGUGUCUAAUGGAGAUGGACUGGUGGUGACCGUAGACAGUGAGUCUGGGGACGUGCUGUGGAUUCAGAAUUACGCUUCUCCUGUGGUAGCUUUUUACAUCUGGCAACUUGAAGGAUUGCGGAAGGUUAUGCACACUAACGUAGGGAUUGAAACACUGCGGUACCUGACGUUCAUGUCUGGGGAGGUUGGACACAUUACCAAGUGGAAAUAUCCUUUCCCAAAGGAAACAGAGACCAAGAGCAAACUGACACCAACUCUGUAUGUAGGGAAAUACUCCACAAGCCUGUAUGCAUCGCCAUCAAUGGUGCAUGAAGGAGUAACUGUUGUGCCCCGUGGCAGUGCCAUACCCUUACUGGAGGGUCCAAAAACAGAAGGAGUCACAAUUGAAGACAGUGGGGAAUGUGUUAUCACCCCCAGUACGGAUGUGAAGUUUUCGGGCAGGUUGAAAGGAAAGAGCAAGCUCCACUAUUGGAACGACUGGCUGUUAAUAGGGCACCAUGAAACACCGUUAUCUGCCCCUACAAAGAUCCUGGAGAAAUUCCCAAGUAACUUACCUAAGAGGCCUGAAAAUGUGAUUCCAGCUGACUCUGAAAAAGCCACUAUUGAAAAGGUGAUUGAUAUCGUUGAAGGUUCCUCCACAGAAGUGCCUCCUGAUGUUCCAAAGGAUAUUGAGGAGAAACCUGCUCGGCCUGUCCCUCGGCCAGAGGCUCCUGUGGACUCCAUGUUAAAAGACAUGGCCACCAUCAUCCUCAGCACCUUCCUGCUUGUGGGCUGGGUGGCUUUUAUCAUCACUUAUCCAAUGAAUGUCCAUCAGCAGCAACAGAGGCAGCAUCAGCUGGAAGAGAAGAUACAGCUCUUGCAGCAACAGUCACUGCCCUUCCGUGGUCCCAGUGAGAUGCCCCCAGAAGCAGAUUUCUUGGACACCUCCAAUGGACGCACAGAGAGCUCAGCUGCCAGCACACCGAAUGUGUCCCCCAGAGCAUCAAACCAUUCUGCCUAUUCCAACAUCUCCACAUCUGAUGUUGGGAGCUGCCUCUCCACUGAGCAAGAAGAUGGAGAUGAAGAUGCAAACAGAGUGAUGGUUGGCAAGAUCUCAUUUAACCCCAAAGAUGUACUGGGACAUGGAGCUGAAGGGACAAUUGUUUACCGGGGGACGUUUGAUAACCGUGAUGUUGCGGUGAAAAGAAUUCUUCCCGAGUGCUUCAGCUUUGCAGACCGUGAGGUGCAGCUGCUGCGAGAGUCGGAUGAGCAUCCCAAUGUGAUCCGCUACUUCUGCACGGAGAAGGACCGGCAGUUCCAGUACAUCGCCAUUGAGCUGUGUGCUGCUACCUUACAGGAGUACGUCGAGCAGAAGGCCUUCAGUCACCAUGGCUUGCAACCCAUCACUCUCCUGCAGCAGACAACGUCUGGUCUUGCGUACCUGCACUCCCUCAGCAUUGUCCACAGGGAUCUGAAGCCCCAUAACAUCCUCAUCUCGAUGCCUAAUGCCCAUGGGAAGGUCAAAGCCAUGAUCUCAGACUUUGGCCUGUGCAAGAAGCUGGCAGUGGGCAGGCACAGCUUCAGCCGCCGAUCGGGUGUGCCAGGCACCGAAGGGUGGAUUGCCCCAGAGAUGCUGAGUGAAGACUGCAAAGAGAACCCUACAUAUACCGUGGACAUCUUUUCAGCUGGCUGUGUCUUUUAUUAUGUGAUAUCUGAAGGCAGCCAUCCCUUUGGCAAAUCUCUGCAGCGGCAAGCCAACAUUCUGCUGGGUGCAUACAGCCUGGAGUCUUUAAAUGCAGGGAGACAUGAAGACAUAGUCGCUCGUGAUUUAAUAGAGCAAAUGAUAAGCAUGGACCCUCAGAAACGUCCGUCUGCCAGCUGUGUGCUGAAACACCCCUUCUUUUGGAGUCUAGAAAAGCAGCUCCAGUUUUUUCAGGAUGUUAGUGACCGGAUAGAGAAAGAAACUUUAGAUGGCCCUAUAGUCAAGCAGCUAGAAAAAGGUGGAAGAGAGGUGGUGAAACUGGACUGGAGAGAGCACAUCACUGUCCCUCUUCAGACAGAUCUUCGAAAAUUCAGAUCCUACAAAGGAGGCUCCGUGCGGGAUCUUCUGAGGGCAAUGAGGAAUAAGAAGCACCAUUACAGAGAACUGCCUCCUGAAGUGCAAGAGACCCUGGGCUCCAUUCCAGAUGACUUUGUAUGUUACUUUACAGCUCGUUUCCCUCAGCUGCUCCUACACACCUACCACGCUAUGCACAUCUGCUGCCACGAAAGACUCUUUCAGCAUUACUAUGAUGAGGACUCCGCAGAGCUGAGCCUUACAGGAGACACUGUUUGAGAUUAGGCGGAUGGAAUUUCCUUCUCUAGGACCAACAUUCCAAGCACAGGGCUGUGACACAGGCCUACCUUUAGCAGGGAAAAGAGGGACCAAAGAGCUGAAUUCUCUCUCUUUGAAGAAACCAAGCUUCCAAGAAGUGCCUUGUACCUCUGCCUGCGCUGGACCAGGAGAUGGUGGGAGCCCAGGGAGCAAGUGGUAACCUCAGAAAAGCAAUGAACCCUGGUGAUGGAGUUAUUCGCAAGAUGGUAAAAAUGGAGAGUAAAAGCUGGAUAUAACCAUCACCCAAUAUCCCUGUACUGUUCUGAUCUUAUAGCUGAUGUGUUUUACUACAAAGAAUCAAAUACAGUGAUUGAAAUCAUAGCAUUGCUAGGGACUGGGAUCUGCAAAAGGAGCCUUUUAGUUGUAGCAACUCGCCAGAACCUGCCACUGCAUUACUGCCAAGUUAAGCAUUAGGCACACCACAGUGAUCGUAAAGGGCUUUAUGAUUAUCCAAAUCUAGUAGGGAAGAGUACAAUUUCUGCUUUAUACUAACCUGGAAGUCAAGUCCCUCGUAGCUGAGCAGAUGUGAUGAAGUUAUAAAGAUGCUGACUUGAGAAAGCCUUUAAAGGUUUACCGUUUACCUUUGAAAAUAAGCCCCAUUGUUUAAUUAUCAAGCAGUAUUUACAGAACAGCUUGAACUUGACUUAAAUCGCAGUAUCAGUUCGACCCAGUGACAUUAGAGCAAUACAGUGCUCCCAGCUGUGAGCUGCUCAUGGUGGCUAACCAUGGCUACACAGUGAGUGUCCUGGGCCUGUGAAGCCAGGAGCACCAGAGCCAGAAGUAAGACAAGUCCUGAGGAAAACGGAACUAAAUAUUAAACGCAGGGCCUCUCCUUGUUUCCUAUGUGUGACAAAGCUAUGAAAGAACUGCCCCCACCCCGUUCCUGUUUGCAGGUUGCAGAUUACAUCAAGCCUCUGGUUUUAAAGAUGCAGUAUUUCUUUUCAUUGGCCCAAAAGCUGUGACAAAGCAUUGAUCGUGCAAAGAAGAAAGAAAUGCUGAAUUCUAAUGGAAGUGGGGUGUUCUUUUACAAUAUAUUUAUUUAAUGUAUUUAUAUUUAUUUAAUUUUUACUACAAAGUGGUAUUGGAUCCAAGUGGUACAAGUACAAAGCAUGCCAAAUCAGUCUUAAUUGGGUUUGUGUUGAUACUUAAUCAUGUUAUAACUGGAAGAGGAAAGCGAUACUGCAUCUUUCAGUGAAAUUCAUUAAAGGAUAAAUUACAAAGUGGGAAUUUGUAUGGCUGAGCCAUUAUGUCUUACCAAUAAUCGACAGUACUGUAGGUACUGUACAUAUGGACAGUAUGACUGGGUACGUACAGCUACUUUGUGGGAAGUUUUCUUUCCUCAUUUUACAAUGUACAAGAUGCCAAUGGUGUAAAUUACCCAUUUCUAAAGUUUGAAGCAAACCAAUGGUAGUUUUACCUAGGAAGAGUCAAAGCCUAUUUCAUAUUUUUAUACUCCUCAUGUAAAGCUCUUUUGUAAACCUACUAAAUAAAGACUUGUACUCAGA
This is a messenger RNA of Melopsittacus undulatus (budgerigar), 4523 nucleotides long. It is a transcript of the gene ERN1, whose product is annotated as endoplasmic reticulum to nucleus signaling 1. NCBI's taxonomy places the organism in Eukaryota, Metazoa, Chordata, Aves, Psittaciformes, Psittaculidae. Bases 58 to 2979 code for a protein of 973 amino acids. Gene Ontology annotation, cellular component: IRE1-TRAF2-ASK1 complex. The record is from RefSeq and is a predicted model, not a curated record. Gene Ontology annotation, molecular function: ATP binding; protein serine/threonine kinase activity; RNA endonuclease activity. Gene Ontology annotation, biological process: intrinsic apoptotic signaling pathway in response to endoplasmic reticulum stress; protein phosphorylation; mRNA processing. The transcript is spliced from 22 exons.